AUGCAUGUUAGUCUCCUUCUCCAAAAAAGUUUAAAAGUAAGUUUUUACUUGUAAUGUAUUUUAAUAAAUAAAUAUCCAUUGUAUGUUAAAUUUUAACAUGUUAUAUAUAAGAAUAAUUUUUUGAAAGUGCUGAAAAAUCAAAAAAAACCAUCCGUAGUUAAACUGCUACCUUAUGAUAUUUCAUCAAAUUUAAUCAAAUUAUCAAAUUUAAUUUAAUAAAUAUAAAAAUGUUAAGUCGUAAUGUACUUGCUAUACACUAAUAAUUAUCACAAAUUAUUUAUAUCAAUAGGGUAGAUGUAUUUUAUAUAAUCAUGUUCUGUUUUUAUAUUACCAAUAUUUAAUUUAAAGUAUGAUAAAGUUGAUAAUAAUGAAGAUAUCAUUGAAAUUCAAAUAGAAUCUUCUGGUGUUCAUCCUGUUAAAUAUUAUUUUUUUAACAAUAAAGUUAUUAUUUUUGUUUAAAUUUAAAUUAAAUUUUAAUACAUGAAAAAAGUUCAGAAGUAUGUUUCAAGUCACCUAAACUAUUAAACAUAUUUACAGAAGCUAUUAAUAAUAGUAUAUCAUUAGGUAAAGCUUGUAAAGCAGUUUGAUAUUUACUAAUUACAUAUAGGCAAAGAUUAUUAAUUUAUCAAUUAUGAAAUAAGACAUGUCAUAAAUAAUCAAAGAAUUGGUUUUAUUUAAAUUUUUUUAAAUAGUAUGCCAACAAAUGAUUCUUCUAUCAAUAAUAUAUGCUCAUCAUUAAAUAAUAUUACUUGUUGUCCCUUACCCAUCCAUAAUAUGGCAGAUACAUUGGAAAAUAAUAUUUUGGGAUAUAGUACAUUUUGCAUAAACUUAGUAAGAAACUAAACUAAAUUUGAUUUAGUUAUUAAAUGGUUGAAAUAUUGAGUUUUAAUAAAUUUUAAUUGAAUUUUUGUAACCAAAUAAGUAUAGUAAUUGUAGCAUUUACUAACCGAAGAAACAAGAAAAAAAAGUUCUGUGAUAAUAAUAUUAUAGUACUAUUCAUAAUAAUAUCAUAAUACUAUUCAUAAAAGUAUUAAAAAUAUUAGCUAUUAUUGCUAUACCUAUACAUAUAUGUAUAUAUAUAUUUCUAAAAAAGCAUCUAAGUUAAAUUAUUAUCAUGGAUAUUAUAACAUCGUCUUAAUAAUGUAUGCUUAUAAUUUAAGGACUUGGAAGAACAUGGCCAAGUUUCUUAUACUUACUGUCUAGUAUUUGUUUACUCAGUAAUUAUAGUAUGGAGGAUGAGUUGUAUUUAUUUCCAUUUAUUCCUUGGUUUUGAAAUUUGAGAGUUUUUCCUUUACAAGGUAUAUAAUAUAUAUUACAAUUAUUUUAAUAUAUUUACAUAUUUUUAGGUGAUUGAACUAUCUUAUAUUAGAGGAAAAAAUGAUAAAUCGAUGGUAAAAAGGCUUAUGGCUAAGUUAAAGAUGAGUUAUUGAAAAACUUCUCUUAUACAAGGAAAAAAGGAAAACAGAAGUUUUCAAAUUUAGCAACCUGUUCAGUAAAAUUUGGUAAGUUAUAUUAUAACUAUAUACUAUAAUAUAUAACUAUUGAUAUUAUUGUAUAGCAGGCAGUGGUGUGGGGAAAAGUUGUAAGCAAUGGUCUUUCAAAAUUUGUGAAUGGGUAUACCAUGAUGCUUAAUUUAGUAAAAUUUUGAAGACAAUAGUGCAGAUAAUAGGAUAUGCUCAGACUAUUACUAUAAUCAUAAUAUUGAUAUUAUUAUUGGGUAGAAUAUAAUAAUAAUAAUAUUUAUUUAUUUUUAAAUUGGAAAUAAAAAUUCAAUAAUUUAUAAAUGAAAGUUUGUAUUUAUAUAAAUAUAAUUAAUUUUAACUAAAAUAAAAUGUGUAAUAUAUAGUCUUAUUAAAUCAAAAUUUAAGUUAAUUAAUGGUUAAAAUUUAAUAAAAUAACUAUAUAUAAUAAUGUAUAUACAAAAAAAUAUUUUAAUACAAUUAUUUGUAAAUUUCUAAAUAUUUAAAUGCCAUGUUUUAAUAGGUUAUAUAAAUCCAUUAGGAGAAAUAUGUAUAUCCUCUAAAAGUAAUCUGCUCUUAACCAAAAAUGAGUUAAGCAUGCUACAGUUACUGUGUAGGUUUUGUUUAGUUACAAUGUAUGAUGAAUGUUAUAUGCUAUAUUUAUUAUUAAAGCUUUCUUAUUUGAUUUUUAGAUACCAUCAAAACUCAAGGAAAUUUUAAACACAGUACUCAAAAUAAAAUAGAAAAUAUUAUUAAGUAUCUACUUGCUCAAGCUCCAUUCAACUUGAAGAGGCAAAUUGAAAAAAAACUAACCUUUAUUUUUUAUCAUCCAUCUUUUAUUUAA
Molecule: messenger RNA, 2304 nt
Organism: Cinara cedri
Lineage: Eukaryota; Metazoa; Arthropoda; Insecta; Hemiptera; Aphididae
Source: the annotation of a GenBank genome assembly